UCGACUCUGAACGAUAUGUUUGACCCGUGAUUUAUUCUGGCUCUAUAAUUUCGAUCGGAUAGUGCUUUAUUAAUAUUUCGAGCAUAAAUUAUUUACUAUUAGAGAUACAAUGGUGCUAAUAUGUAAAUAUUGCGGUAAGAAAGGCGGAAUAGAAGGCAAUUUCCUUUGAAAGAUGCAGAGCUUCUGUCUGGCUGCAAAAAAUGAAUGUAGGAACUUCUUUUGUUCCCACAAGCAGUACUAGACUUUGCUCGGAGCAUUUUACAAAAGAAUGUUUCGAAAAGAAAGACACAAGGACAUUUCUGCGUGUUAGUAGUAUUCCUACCUUGUUUGUGGAAUACCGAACAACAUGUGCAUAUUGUAAUGCCAUCCAAGAUGAUGAUAAGAAUGUUUCAUUUCGAACAUUUCCAUUAAACAAUUCCGAGCUUCUUGAAAAGUGGAUCACUGCUUUAAAAUUGGGAAAUUAUAUUCCGCAUAAGAAAAGCAUAAUUUGCACGAAAUACUUUUCAAAAGAUUGUUUCUACACUGCACGGACGGGCUAUUUACGAUUGAAAGAAAAUGCAGUACCGUCUAUAUUGGAAACAACCGAGGAUACGCAUAAUUCAGAGGACCAGGCUGCUAGUGCAGAAGAGAGCAGGGCGAAUUGUUCAAGCGUGCUAUCAGAAAUGGACAUAGAAAUGGAAAACGACGAAAAUUGUGACACAACAAAUGAUAACUCGAUAACAGAAAUUGAUAUAGUUACGCAUGAAGAUGAUUCAGAGGAGCGUCCUUCAACUUCUUCAAGCCAAUGCACGCCAAGAAGUUUAAACCGGAAGAGGAAUUGUACAUAUGAUCAUUCCUAUGAAUUAUCUCCAAAUAGCAUGAAGCGCAAGAUAUCUCGCCUAAGUGCUACAGUUAAAAGGCUGCGAGCGGAGUCUAAAGUGCACAAUAGGCGUAUUCAGCGGCUAAAGAAGAAGAUCACUAGCCUGAACGAUCUACUCAUCCGAGAAGGAAUUUCUCUUAUAUAUGGAGAAGUUAUAAACAGAUGAUGCUUGGACAAUUAAGCAUACCGUGGGUGAAUGAAGUGCACCAAAUUGUAAAAUAUUUGUUAUUUUCGAAAGGAAAUCUAUUUUUGCAUUUGUAUAUUAAUCCAAAGAGAUGGUUGUAAACUAAAGAUAUUUAUCUCUUAAUUGUAAAUUUAAUCUUUUAAUUCAAAUUAUAUAUCGACUGAAACAAAUUCCAAAUCAUUCAAUUUGUUGGAAUUAAUUUAAAUUUAUGCGAUUAUUCGCGUUAUAGAUAGUUUGAUGUAUAUGAUAUGAUGAUACAUGUAUAUAUAUAAGCAACAUAUUUAUUAAUUCACUUUUGUAAUCGCUUCUGUAAGAUCAAUUACAUUUCGUUGGCUCAAUCUACACA
Messenger RNA from Ceratina calcarata, 1389 nucleotides. RefSeq names its product THAP domain-containing protein 1-like. The transcript has 6 exons. Bases 201 to 1025 code for a protein of 274 amino acids. Lineage: Eukaryota; Metazoa; Arthropoda; Insecta; Hymenoptera; Apidae. The record is from RefSeq and is a predicted model, not a curated record.